Messenger RNA from Sporothrix schenckii 1099-18, 1893 nucleotides. RefSeq names its product diacylglycerol O-acyltransferase 1. The record is from RefSeq and is a predicted model, not a curated record. The transcript is spliced from 2 exons. Gene Ontology annotation, cellular component: endoplasmic reticulum membrane. Lineage: Eukaryota; Fungi; Ascomycota; Sordariomycetes; Ophiostomatales; Ophiostomataceae. Bases 1 to 1893 code for a protein of 630 amino acids. Gene Ontology annotation, biological process: triglyceride biosynthetic process. Gene Ontology annotation, molecular function: diacylglycerol O-acyltransferase activity.
AUGAAUUCGUCAAUCGGCCUCGCUGCACAUCUUGCAAUUGGCAAUGGACGCUGCACCACGGUUUCGCAAACCACCAAGAACAGCAGUCCACUGGUCUCUGCCCUAGAAGACCGCGCCGCCAAUGACGGCAGCACUGCUUACUCCACCAGUGCAGCUUCACAUGCAAAUGCCAAAACAGCCAUGAGCGCCACCAACGCCUUCAACGCCUCCAACGCAGAUAUCCAUGCAAACACAAAGGCGCCUGUCACGGACAUGGCAGACACGACAACGGCUGCAAACGCGAGCGCCAGCGGCCUCACGCAGCGCCGCAACAGGAACGAGCCGGUGCCUGCCCGGCUGACGAAAGAAACCAGCGAAAACGACGGCACGCCCAUCGAGCCGCAACACGAUGACGCCACGAUCCAGCAGCUGCGCAAGGCCUUCCAGCGCAAGUAUCGCCAUGUCGCCGCCAUCCACUCCAAGACGCAGCCGUCCUGCUUGAGCCACGACAGUGUCAUCUCGCCCAGCUUCCUCGGUUUCCGCAAUCUCAUGGUGAUUGUGCUGGUCGCCGGCAACCUACGUCUUAUGAUUGAGAACAUCCAAAAGCUCCAGUACGGCGUCCUCAUCUGUGUCCGCUGCCACGACUUCCGCCAGCAUGAUGUUCUCCUCGGCCUUGUCUUGUUUCUCUCGAUCCCCCUCCAUCUCUUUGUCGCCUUGCUUAUUGAGCUUGGCGCCUCGCAGCAGGCGCAAGUUUGGCGCAAGCGGACGACGGCAGCCAAACUGCAAAACAAGAUUGGCGCCGCCGGCAGCCACAGCGGCAGCAGCAGCAGCAACGGCGCCAAGAGCAGCACGGGUGCGUCCAGCCCGACCGAAGACGAGGCCCGCCGCUUCACGGCCUUGUGGCACGUCGUCGCCUGGCUGCACGCGGCCAACAUUUCCAUGGCGCUCGCCAUUGCCUCGUAUGUGGUGUACUUCCACAUCCACCACCCCCUCGUGGGCACGCUUGUUGAGGUCCACGCCAUUGUUGUCUGGCUGAAGACGGCCUCCUAUGCCUUUACAAACCGCGACCUCCGCCAUGCAUACCUGCACCCCUCGCGCGGCGAACGCGAAGCGCUGCCCGCUCUCUAUGCGCAGUGCCCCUACCCGGAAAACAUCACUUUUGGCAACCUCGUGUACUUUUGGUGGGCACCGACGCUCGUCUACCAGCCUGCGUACCCCCGCGCGCCCGGGCCGAUCCGCUGGAUGUUUGUGGCCAAGCGCCUGGCCGAAGUGUUUGGCCUGAGCGUCUUCAUCUGGUUCUGCAGCGCGCAGUAUGCGGCGCCCGUCCUGCAGAACUCGCUGGCCAAGAUUGCCUCGCUCGACCUGUUUGCCAUCCUGGAGCGCCUGCUCAAGCUGUCGACCAUUUCGCUGGUGGUGUGGCUGGCCGGCUUUUUCGCCGUGUUCCAGUCGUUCCUCAACGCCAUUGCCGAGAUUACGCGCUUCGGCGACCGCGGCUUCUACGACGACUGGUGGAACAGCGAGAGCCUGGGCACCUACUGGCGCACCUGGAACAAGCCCGUCUACCACUUCUUCCGCCGCCACGUCUACUCCCCGCUGCUGGGCCGCGGCUGGAGCCCCAUGGCCGCGUCGCUCAUGGUGUUUUUGAUCUCGGCGCUGCUGCACGAGCUGGCCGUCGGCAUUCCGACGCACAACAUUAUUGGCGUGGCGUUUUUCGGCAUGCUGCUGCAGCUGCCGCUCAUUUUCCUGACCAUGCCGCUCGAGAAGAUGCACUCGGCUACGGGCCGCCUGAUUGGCAACUGCACGUUUUGGAUCUCCUUCACCGUGCUCGGGCAGCCCUUUGCGGCGCUCAUGUACUUUUACGCCUGGCAGGCCAAAUACGGCAGUGUCAGCAAGCAGCUGGCCAGCCACCCAUAA